Molecule: messenger RNA, 1980 nt
Organism: Eimeria tenella
Lineage: Eukaryota; Apicomplexa; Conoidasida; Eucoccidiorida; Eimeriidae
Product: SNF2 family N-terminal domain-containing protein, putative
Exons: 4
Biological process (GO): chromatin remodeling; DNA repair
Molecular function (GO): DNA helicase activity
Source: RefSeq, a predicted model, not a curated record
CGGGCAGUGCGGCUGGAGAAGCUGUGGAGCGUCCAGGGCUACAAGUCGUGUGCACUUCGAAUUGCUGGGGAGGCAGACCCUCGCUACUUCCCAGAACCAGCUGCUGCUGCUGCUGCUGCUGCUGGCGUUGCUGCUGAGGGUGUCGGAGACACGCAGCCAGCCCACGGAGAGUCGGAAGCAGCAGCAGCAGCAGCAGCAGCAGCGCAGCGGGCAAUCCCUGCAGAGUCCUUCUUCCUCUUUCCCCCGCUGCAAGACGACGAAAGGGAGCUUGAGGAAGAAGCCGCGGCAGCCCGCAGCAGCAGCAGCAGCAGCAGCAGCAGGUACCUGCACUUGCGCGUCGGCGACGCCACCCGCCCCCAGAGUGUCUGGGGGGCCCCCAGGGGCCCCCAAGUGAUUUGCCUGUUUGUAGAAAAGGGGGGCAGGUGGACUUCGAGGGGCUUUUUUGCUGCUGUUGACAGACUCAGUGCAGAGCCGCAGCAGGCUUUCCUCAGGGCCCACAAGUGUCGAGACCUGCGGGGGGGCGACGUGCACUUGGUCCGCAUCCGCGAGGGUCUUUUUGCUGCUCUUGCUGUUUGCAUUGAGGAGAGCAGCAGCAGCAGCAGCAGCAGCAGCAGGAAAGGCGGCGGUGGCUUUUACGUGAAGGUCAAGGACUUGCUGCGGUGCCUCACGCUGCUGUCUGUACACUGCAGAGCCCACGCAGCGUCGCUACACCUCCCCCGCUGCAGCACGCCCUGCCGGUACAGCCUCAGCAGCAGCAGCAGCAGCAGCAGCAGCACGAAUGAGCUGCUGCAUAGGCUGCUGCAGGAGACCUUCGCAAGGAGACAGGUGCAUGCAAUAACGUAUUUGCUGCCGCGGAAAGGAGACACCUCAGGCGGCGCUGCAGCAGCAAGAGACAGAACUGCUGCAGCGGGAAACCCCACAAGCAGCAGCAGCUAUCGCAGCAGCCAGCAGCUGAGAGACACAAACGCAGCAGCAGCUGCUGCUGCUGCAGCAGCUGCAGGAGCAGCAAGGCCUGAUGCACGGAGAAGAGAUGAGCAAGAGGAAAAGAUCAAGACAGAAGUAAGGAGACCUCUUGGCCCCAUAGGAUGGAGCGCACUCCGGAAAAAGCAGCGGAUCGACCCACAACAGCAGCAGCAACAGCAGCAGCAGCAGCAGCUGCAGCAACAGCAGCAGCAGCAGCAACAGCAACAGCAACAGCCGCAGCAGCAGCAACAGCGGCAGCAGCAGCUUGCCUCUGGAAACAAAUACGCUGGUAAAGCAAUCGAUGCUGCUGCUGCGAGUACACUUACAGAGGCCGGGAAGAGCAAUAUAGGCCCAGCAGCAGCAGCAGCAACAGCAGCAGCAACAGCUGCUGCAACAGCGAGAGAGCAGCAUCCAAACGCUGAGCAGGAAGAAGGUAGAAAAGGACCAGCAGCAGCUGCGGAGCUGCUGCUGUCUAGUUCUGCUGCUGCAGUUCCCUCUGCUGCUGCUGCUGCUGGUGAUGCUGGUGCUGAAGAUAAAGUUGACUCUGGUUUUGAUGCGAAGACGGAGACACAGCAGCAGCAGCCGCAGCAGCAGCAGCAACAACAGGAGCCACAGAGGGAGCAGCAGCAACAGCAGCCGAAGCAGCAGCAGCCACCACAGCAGCAACGACUGCAGCAGCAAGAGCAGCUAGAGCAACAACGACUGCAGGAGCAACAGCAGCUGCAGCAGCAACAGCGGCUGCAGCAGCAACGACUGCAGCAGCAGCAGCUGGAGCAACAACGACUGCAGCAGCAGCAGCAGCUGCAGCAGCGAGGGUUUAACCGGCCCCUUGGGCAGCAGGGGACUCCCUGGGGGGCCUCCCAGGGGCAGCAGGGGGCCCCCUGGGGGGCCCCCCAGGGGCAGCAGGGGGGCCCCCGAGGUGACCCUCCAACUGUUUGGCUGAUUGUGGGGAUGAGCUUUUUGCAGGUAAGCAGCAAAGAGAGGCAGCAGCAAAAAAGGAGAAUAAAAAGAGACUGA